Jaculus jaculus (lesser Egyptian jerboa) is the source of this 855-nucleotide messenger RNA. It is a transcript of the gene Tmem212, whose product is annotated as transmembrane protein 212. The transcript has 5 exons. Lineage: Eukaryota; Metazoa; Chordata; Mammalia; Rodentia; Dipodidae. The record is from RefSeq and is a predicted model, not a curated record.
AUGACGUGGCUUCAUAUCCCCUGCAUCCGCUAUGACUCACAUUCAUCAGGAUCACCAAGAGCAUCUCACACCAAGGACACAAGUCAGGGGAAAACGAACAACCUCUACCAGGCUGCCGGCUGGGUCCCCGUGUCUCUGGGGAGCCUCAGCGUCUUCUCUGGCAUUGUUGCUUUCUUCCUGGUCUUUUCCUGCAAGUUUUGGUUCACGGGAUGGAGUGUGUGGAUUGCUUGUCCCAUCUGGAAUACAGUUUUGGGCAUCGCAACAGGAGUGCUUGUACUGUUGGCUCCCAGACAGUGGACACGGAGGUACCUGUGGGAAGCUGGCUUCACCUUUGUGAUUCUGAGCACAACAGGAUGUGCACUGUACUUCGUAAUUGCCCUGGAAUCUGCUCUCCUUGGCCCCUAUGGCUUCUCCUCCUUCUCAGGGGUCACAGGGAACAAUUACAUUGGUUAAGCAGUUGUCUUUCCUUUUCUGUAUGCAAAAUUCCCAUUGGUCUGCGUGGACCUGGCCCUCUAUGAAAAGUACCACAUGAUGCUUCAGGCCCUUGACCUGGGUCUGAGCAUUGCCUUGUUCUGCACGUCCCUGGCCGGGCUCAAAAAGCUUUCCACAAGACUGAACUGGACACGUCAAUGUCAACCUGAAAAAGGUUACGAGACUCAGGAUAAAUGUCGGGAAAUUUGGAUCAGAGCCCCACACUAUGACGUCAUUUUCUUGCAAUGCAAUGAAGCAAUGACAUUUCCUGAGGGAAAAAUGAUUAAGGAUGACAAGCAGUCGCACUUGCCCCCCAUGUUUGCAGUGGAAAGGUGUCAGGCCUGCCGAGCUCCAGCUCUGGCCUCUGCUGCUGUCCUUGACUGA